CAAUAGAUUUUAUUUCUGAUUCUUGGAAUGAGAUAAGCGAUACAACAAUUGUAAAUUGCUGGAAUCAUACUGGAAUUCUUUCUAACCAGCUAUUAAUACCGAUGGAUAUUCAAGAUGAUUCCGAUAAUAAUAUUCAAAGUAUUCAACCUAUUCUUGAUCAGAUAGUUUCUAUAUAUCCUGAUGUAAUGAGUGCUCAGGAAUAUUUAGAAAUUGAGAAUAAUCUUAAGACCGAUGCACUAGAAAAGCCUACUAUUAAUGAUAUUAUUGAUCAUCUGCAGGAAAUAGAUCUUACAAAUAGCAACGAUAAUGAUGAUGAUGAUAUUGAACAAGAAACAAUUAAAAUUAGCAUGAAUACGGAAAUUGAAUAUGGAAAGAAAUUUUUAAUAUUUUUAGAACAACAAGAUGAAAUAAAUGAGAAGGAU
Acaulospora morrowiae is the source of this 422-nucleotide messenger RNA. NCBI's taxonomy places the organism in Eukaryota, Fungi, Glomeromycota, Glomeromycetes, Diversisporales, Acaulosporaceae. The record is from the annotation of a GenBank genome assembly.